Molecule: messenger RNA, 1197 nt
Organism: Triticum aestivum (bread wheat)
Lineage: Eukaryota; Viridiplantae; Streptophyta; Magnoliopsida; Poales; Poaceae
Product: polygalacturonase-2
Exons: 2
Coding region: 1-1197 (398 amino acids)
Biological process (GO): carbohydrate metabolic process
Molecular function (GO): polygalacturonase activity
Source: RefSeq, a predicted model, not a curated record
AUGCCGGAGGCGGGGAAGAAGCGGACGAUUCCUGUGGUGGGCGAGCGUGUCGGUCGUAGACGAGAAAGAGACGAAGCUACCAGACAGCAAAAGCAAGGUUGCUACGGAGCCGUCGGCGACGGCCAACAGGACGACACGCCGGCGUUCCGGGAAGCAUGGGCCGCCGCUUGCGCCUCGCCUCAGCCGGCCACCCUCGUGGUCCCCAGGGAGAAGACGUACCUCGUGAAGCAGACCACCUUCUCGGGCAAGUGCAGGUCCCCCGUCACCUUCAGGCUGGACGGCACGCUGGUGGCGCCCGCCAGCCGGUCGGCAUGGCCCGAGGAGAACAUGAGGUGGUGGAUCAUGUUCCGCAACGUCGAUGGGCUCACCGUGACCGGCGACGGGACCAUCGACGGCAACGGCGAGACGUGGUGGAAGAGCUCGUGCCGUGUGGACAAGAAGCUCAAGUGCGGCAACGCCCCCAUGGCGCUGCUGCUCAGCAGGUGCAACAACCUCACGGUGGAGAACAUCCAGCUCCUCAACAGCCAGCAGAUCCACAUGUCGGUCGAGGACUGCCGGGACGUGCUCCUCAAGGGCAUCACCAUCACCGCCCCCGGCGACAGCCCCAUGAACGACGGGAUCCACAUUGCUCGCACCAAGGACAUCCAGGUCCUGGAUUGCGACAUUAAAACAGGGGACGACUGCAUGUCCAUCGAGACCGGAACCGAAAACCUCUACGCUUCGAGAAUAACCUGUGGCCCGGGACACGGGAUCAGCAUCGGGAGCUUAGGCGACGACAACUCCGAGGCCCGAGUCUCCAACGUAACAGUCUACAAGGCGCACCUCUCCGGCACGACCAACGGCGUGCGCAUGAAGUCAUGGCAGGGAGGAAAAGGGUACGCCACGGACGUCACGUUCGAGGACAUAACCAUGGAGGAUGUCCAUAACCCCAUAAUCAUCGACCAGAACUACUGCACAUCGGUCGAUCCCGCCAACCCUAAGUCGUGCAAGAAACAAACUUCGGCAGUGGAGUUCAGCAACAUUCGGUUCAAGGACAUAAGGGGCACGAGCGCGACGAAAGAGGCUAUCAAGCUGGACUGCAGCGACACCGUCCCGUGCCGCGAUAUAUUGUUGCAAGAUGUGAAGCUUACUUUUCAUGACCGUGGGCACAAGCACAAGCACGCUUCCGCAACAAGUGUAUGCAACAACCCAAGCUAA